AUGUCUGUAAUUGUGGAUUGUACCCAUCUACGCCCGAGGCGAUUCACACCCCUCGACCCCGCCAGGAAGUCGGAUGCGCCACUGUUAAAGGGUAUUGUGUUUGAUAUGGACGGGACGCUAUGUCUCCCUCAACACCACAUGUUCAAGGAAAUGAGAGAUGCACUGGGCAUAGAUGGCUCUAUCGACAUCCUACAUCACAUCCGAGAUCUCCCCACACCAGAAGACCGAGCAGCCGCUGCCAAGAAGGUACAAGAAGUUGAACGACGUGCUAUGAAAGACCAGCAAGCCCAGCCAGGUCUUGUUGAAUUGAUGGAUUAUCUCAAGUCGCGUGAUCGAAAGCUGGCACUUUGCACACGGAACUUCCAAGCUCCGGUGAACAAUCUGCUUCAAAAAUUUCUCCCAACCCACAACUUCUUUCCCGUCAUUACUCGAGAUACACCUGAUAUUCUUCCCAAGCCUGAACCAGCGGGCAUCUUGCACAUCGCUCAGGAAUGGGGCUUGACAAAUGGGGCUGAAAAUCUCAUUAUGGUUGGGGAUAGCAUUGACGAUAUGACGGCGGGACACACUGCUGGUGCAGCCACGGUCCUACUUCUGAAUGAACGGAAUACUUCUCUGCGGGAACAUGCCCACACAGAUCUGUGUAUCAGUCGACUGGAUGAACUUAUUGAUAUCCUUGACAAAGGGUUCAUUGGCAGUCGAGGAAAUGAUGAGGGUGCCAAAUAA
Molecule: messenger RNA, 723 nt
Organism: Penicillium taxi
Lineage: Eukaryota; Fungi; Ascomycota; Eurotiomycetes; Eurotiales; Aspergillaceae
Product: putative haloacid dehalogenase-like hydrolase
Exons: 5
Coding region: 1-723 (240 amino acids)
Source: RefSeq, a predicted model, not a curated record